GAAAACGAGUUUCCCAACAUUCCUGACAGCGUAAACACCACAUCUAUCGGCCAGGUGUUAUAAGGAUACACGGUUGUUUCUAACAAGAGCCUUUCUUCCAUUGUUUCAUCUGGCCUUGAUACUGCUCUAUCAGGCUGUGAUUAGAGGUGAUGCGGAAAUAUCCCAUAGAUGAGAAGUCUGCAGAGUAUUUUCUGCGCCAAGCAUCGCAGAUAGGAGAUGCAGAUAUAGUGAAACAAGCCCUGGACUACGUUCAGGAAGUUAAUGUCGUCGACAAG
Molecule: messenger RNA, 275 nt
Organism: Lingula anatina
Lineage: Eukaryota; Metazoa; Brachiopoda; Lingulata; Lingulida; Lingulidae
Product: ankyrin repeat, SAM and basic leucine zipper domain-containing protein 1
Source: RefSeq, a predicted model, not a curated record